AUGGCGUCGCAGAUCCACUCUCGGAACGUCUCCGAGGAGAGCAACGGUUCUGCAUCUUCGUACCAGGACGUCCUAGAGCACCUGCUCCAGUACCCCGGCAACUAUGAGAUCCCUCUCCGCACCAUGUACACCAUCAACUCCGCAGGACGACCCCAACCAGCUGCAAGAUCUCGUGCACAGACGCCCACCACGUCCAAGGGAGAGGAUCGCUCUCCUAUCUCGGAGGGUGAAUACCCGAAUCAUGAAUUCACCGCCUCGCUCAUGAACCAAAUCUCCAAACUGCCCUCGCAGCCGUGCUCGCUGCCUCCAACCUUCAUCGUCUCUUUCGUCUCAAAGUGCUUCCCACCCUUCCUGGGCGAAGCUGAGUUUUCACAAUCUCUUGCAGCUCUCGACUACAUCCGCGACUUGGAGACUCGUCGGCACAAGGAGUAUGCAGCCGCGCUCCGUCGUCUGACCGUGCUGCCUAACACUGUGGGGACUGAGGCCGACGAUUUCUCGGAGCGCUUACCAGGUGUGGGAAGAUGGGUCGCCAACGCUGAGGCGAAGAACAACAAGGCGGAUAUGUACUACGCUCAACUCUGGAUCGGCCUUCGCCGAUGGAUCAUGAUUAAUGAGAUGUCCGCAGACCCAUUCAGCAAGCACAACAGUGUGGCUAUGCUAAACACCCUAUACCCGCCUCCUCAUCCUGGUCUCAACCCACAGCUAGUCAAGGGUUUGACGCCUGAGAGUUACAAGCAGCAGCGCGACGGCUUCUUCAAAUACAUAACCGCUGUCGGGAAGCGUGGUAGCUCUUCGCUCCAGAACCUACGGGAUCAGGGCAAGUUGGAUGGAGAGGAGGACGGCUACCACCAAGUUGCGAUUAGUGUGGACAAAUACCUCGGUGUUGCGAAACAGAUCAUCGACGACUGCUGCAAUGUCUUGAGCAUCGAGCAGUUGGAUCCAGUGCAAGAGGCACCCAAUCGCAAGGGAAAGAAGACGGAUUCGGGGGUGAGUUUUGGCUCAAGCAGACGUCCCAGUACCAGUGCCGGAAAGGAGACCCCACUAGCGAUAGCCUCGGCCGCAACUCCACACAAAUCUUCGCAAAAAGGUCUUACCACUCUCGAGAAGAUCUCUCGCGAGUUCAAGAGGAUACGUGUUAAGACUAGGCCUGAUGUUGAAGAGAUUGUGAAGCCCCAAAAGGUUUCACCCCUCUUCGAUAUCACGGACAACGACAACAGGAAGCCCAAACCGAAGAUCAAGAAGAUGAAAUCGAUGGGAUCUCUUCAGACCCUCAAGAAGAACAACAUGAGCGCAACCUCGCUGAUUGGAAGAAGAAAGGCCAGUGCUACCGAGGAUUUCGAUGAGGAAGAGAUGCGACGAGCUCGAAUGCACUACAACGCCAGAAGCAAGACCCUAAGGGGCUGA
This is a messenger RNA of Mytilinidion resinicola, 1404 nucleotides long. RefSeq lists its product as uncharacterized. The coding region runs from base 1 to 1404 and encodes 467 amino acids. The record is from RefSeq and is a predicted model, not a curated record. The transcript has 2 exons. Lineage: Eukaryota; Fungi; Ascomycota; Dothideomycetes; Mytilinidiales; Mytilinidiaceae.